CAGCUUUCCAACAAAGGAUACAACACGCAAGCUUUGUCACACAGCUAACACUCGACCUUUCCAGACUCCAGCUUUCAUUCAAACCUGUCCUUUUAGCAUCAAAACAACCCUCAGUGAGAAACGCGCCUCCUCGGGCACGUCGGCCAUCCUACACUUCUCAAGCUUCUCGAAUUCAAGACCAACCUUGGCUGUCAUCAGCUGUCAACGCGAGAUUAGCACACCAGCUGGUUCACAAUGCCCAAAGCCGGCACCUCCACCGCAGCCGGUCGCACUGCGCUCAGGAGGAACCAGGCCUGCAGGUCGUGUCGCAAACGCAAACUCAAAUGUGAUGCUUCGCGCCCUCAUUGUGGCACCUGCGUAAAGCAAUGGCACGCCCUCAUUAGCGUUCCAGCACCCCCGGGAUACGCACACCCUGCCGAACCGCAAUGUGUUUACGAUCCUGUAGACGGUUUGGCGCUUGCCCCGGAAACCGACCCUAUUGAGAAGAUCCGCAUACUUGAAGAUGAAGUGGCUAAACUCAAAAUACAACUCGCUGAAAAAUCCUCACAAUCAAUUUCUCCGAUGCCUUCAACUCAGCCAUUACUGCGCAAGAGUGGGUUCAACCUCCUACGACCAGAAUCUGCUGCCUCUUCGUCCGGAAGCCAAGGAUCUGGGUCGGGCAACUCUGUGAACAAGGGUUUGUCGUACGAAGUACCCGGAACGGGUCUCCGGACAGACAGUCAUAGUCCAGAGGUGUACGGUGGAAACCGAAGUUCGACGAACACCAUACUCAACAUGAUUUACUCUGGUUGGAAUCCAGACCUCCCAGAGCCUCAAAUACUUGCGCAUUACGUUGAUAUUUUCUUCAAAUGCGACCCGUGUGGUCCCCGAAUUCUGCAUCGCUCUUCAUUCCUAUCUGCUCUCCGACUGCAUCCUCGAGACCCAAAUUUCCCACAUUCUGCUAUCUUACAUGCGAUAUGCGCUUCAGCUUCUCGGUGGUCUCCCCGAAAGGUUGCCACCAUGCCCGAUGGAAGCAGAAGGGACGAGUUUGCGGAGUAUCAUGCUAGCAAAACUCGGCAGUAUAUUGACAAGACGAUGGCCACCGGCGAAGAUAUAUUUCCUGUCGUCCAAGCAUGCAUCCUCUUGGCUUGGUAUUUUUAUCAAGAAGGUCGCUGGGUGGAAGUGUGGAUAUUUGCGGGUUUCCAGACUCGUGUUUCUGUCCCACUUCGCCUCAAUUACCCAGGGACCUUCUCCACCCAUGGCAAUGCUCCUGGCGCAUAUUUACCCCCUCCCACAGGGUUUCGUGAUUUGGAGUGUCGGAGACGUACCUGGUGGAUGUCAAUAAUGUUCGAUCGCAUCGUGUCUGUAGGUGGCUGGAUUCACUCCAUUGAUGAGAGAGACAUUGGCACCGAGCUUCCGCUUCCUGGGGACGUUUUUGAGAUGGAGCAAAUGAUUCCCAGUAACCCUCAAGAUAUGUGUACGGAGGACCUGUUUACCACACAUAUCCCUCGGUACACGGACUCCUUUGUACUCCUUCUGAAAGCCAUUAUGCUGUUUGGACGUGUCACGGACUACAAUGUCCGCAAUAAUCUGCGUGCACCAACCGCACCCAGCAAAAAUCAAAAUCCGUUCGAGCUGGAUGGAUUCCGAGUCCUCGACAACUUAGUGCACAAAGACUUCCUCGAUAAUCUUCUUCAACCGUACAAGCAAAACCUCGGUGUGGCUGGUUCAAAUGGUGGUGGGCAGGUGGAUACAGACUUGUACAUGGUCCACAUUAUUCCUCAUGCUGCGACCAUCACGUUGCAUAGUCCGUAUCUAGACUUGACCAAUUUGCAUUCAACAUCUACGACUAGAUGUCUCGACGCUGCACGCGCCAUUCUGGAUGCUUACUUUAUGUUGUCGGCGACUUCACUCGACAUCACCCGCUUGCACCCAUUUGUCACGAUUUGCUGGUAUCUAGCCGCUGUUGUACAGGUGCAGGUCUGCAAGCACUUCAUUGAAAGCGGCGAACAUGACCGGGAGCAACAGAUAUGGGGAGAAAUCAACGUUUUGAGGCAAGCUAUGCUGACUUAUGGGAGCCGUUCCCCAGUCGGAAUACGGCAAGAGAAACUGUUGCAAGGUCUGAUGCGUGAAAUUGUUCGCUUAACAAGUCAACGAAGACCUCUUGAAGUUGGAUUACCGCUUUAUCCGUUCUCACAUUCGACCUUAUUUGCUCAGCCGCCUCCAUGUCCGAACAAUGCACAGAUUGCUCCUCUUCCCAACCCCGCCAGUACCAAUGAUGCCUCUGGACAAGGUUCGGGCCGAUUCGGAAACUAUGGUCCAGAGGAACAUGACUCAACCGCAUCCUGGACCUAUUAGCUUGACUUCACGCGUUUACUUUUCUAGUUGGACCCGUUACCUGCAUGUAGCUUACAUACACUUUAGUACCGCAUUGU
Molecule: messenger RNA, 2414 nt
Organism: Coniophora puteana RWD-64-598 SS2
Lineage: Eukaryota; Fungi; Basidiomycota; Agaricomycetes; Boletales; Coniophoraceae
Exons: 13
Coding region: 235-2337 (700 amino acids)
Biological process (GO): regulation of DNA-templated transcription; DNA-templated transcription
Cellular component (GO): nucleus
Molecular function (GO): DNA binding; zinc ion binding; DNA-binding transcription factor activity, RNA polymerase II-specific
Source: RefSeq, a predicted model, not a curated record